UCUCUCUCCUCCCCUCUCUUCUCUCUACCCCUCCGUUCUCUUCUCUCUCCUCCCAUCUCUUCUCCCCCCUCCCCUCUCUUCUCUCUACCUCUGAAGUCAGUGCUGUCUGUCUGUCCAUGGCUGUGGCUUUGACAGAGUGCUUUGAACUGAGAGCUGAUAUUUUACAGAUUGACCAGGGUGGAGGAGGACACUGGAGCGACCAUUGACCAGGGUGGAGGAGGACACUGGAGCGAACAUUGACCAGGGUGGAGGAGGACACUAGAGCGAACAUUGACCAGGGUGGAGGAGGACACCGGAGCGAACAUUGACCAGGGUGGAGGAGGACACCGGAGCGAACAUUGACCAGGGUGAAGGAGGACACUGGAGCGAACAUUGACCAGGGUGAAGGAGGACACUGGAGCGAACAUUGACCAGGGUGAAGGAGGACACUGGAGCGAACAUUGACCAGGGUGGAGGAGGACACUGGAGCGACCAUUGACCAGGGUGGAGGAGGACACUAGAGCGAACAUUGACCAGGGUGGAGGAGGACACCGGAGCGAACAUUGACCAGGGUGGAGGAGGACACUGGAGCGACCAUUGACCAGGGUGGAGGAGGACACUAGAGCGAACAUUGACCAGGGUGAAGGAGGACAUUGGAGCGACCAUUGACCAGGGUGAAGGAGGACAUUGGAGCGACCAUUGACCAGGGUGAAGGAGGACACUGGAGCGAACAUUGACCAGGGUUGAGGAGGACACCGGAGCGAACAUUGACCAGGGUGGAGGAGGACACUGGAGCGACCAUUGACCAGGGUGGAGGAGGACACCGGAGCGAACAUUGACCAGGGUGGAGGAGGACACUGGAGCUAACAUUGACCAGGGUGGAGGAGGACACCGGAGCGAACAUUGACCAUCUCCUGUGUGAGAUCUGAACUGGUCGUGGUGUGUCCAGAACAUCUUGGUAGGAGUGAGCUAAAAGAGGAAUACUCCGAACAGAUCAGUGGACUAGCUGCAGUACUUAGUGCAUAAUGACGGACAGCCCUGUGGAGACCGGUCCCAGCAGCCUCCGUCCCCUGGCCGUAACGGACCUCUCAGGCUUACUGUGUAACCAGUCAGCCUCUCUGGAGGACCAGGAUGUGCAGGGACCCCCUGUGCUGGUGGAUGCCUGGCUGGUGCCCACCCUGUUCAGCCUCAUCAUGCUGGUCGGCCUGGUGGGAAACUCUCUGGUCAUCCACGUUAUCACCAGGCACCAGCAGAUGAGGACCGUCACCAACUUCUAUAUAGUGAACCUGGCCACCACAGACAUUAUGUUCCUGGUGUGUUGUGUUCCCUUCACCGCUACCCUGUACCCCCUGCCAAGCUGGGUGUUCGGAGAUCUCAUGUGUCGUCUGGUCAGCUACCUACAACAGGUGACAGCCCAGGCGACUUGUGUAACUCUGUCUGCUAUGAGUGUUGACCGUUGCUACGUGACCGUCUACCCUCUACAGUCUCUACGCCACCGCACCCCUCGCAUGGCCGUGACGGUGUCUGUUUCCAUCUGGAUCGGUUCUCUCCUGCUGUCAGUGCCUGUAGCUCUGUAUCAGCGUUUAGAGGAAGGCUGUUGGUUCGGUCCCCAGACCUACUGCAGCGAAGUGUUUCCUUCAGCCCGCCUCCAGAGAGCGUUUAUCCUUUACAGCUUCCUGGCUGUCUACCUGUUACCUCUCAUCACCAUCUGCUUCUGUUACGCCUUCAUGAUCAAACGCAUGGGACAGCCCUCGGUACAGCCCGGCGACAGCAACUACCAGGUAACAGCCCAAGCAGAGCGUGGUGCAACAGUCAGGGCUCGUGUCUCUAGGAUGGUGGUGGUGAUGGUGGCUCUGUUCACUGUGUGCUGGGGACCCAUCCAGAUCUGCAUCCUGCUCCAGGCCUUCGGACCACACCUGCGCUCCUACGCACUCUACAAGGUGAAGAUCUGGGCCCACUGCAUGUCCUACUCCAACUCUUCUGUCAACCCUCUGGUCUACGCUUUCAUGGGCAACAACUUCAGAAAGGCCUUUAAAAAUGCCUUCCCCUCUGUCUUCAGCCCGCAGGGCCAAGGGAGAGGGAGGGGCAGGGGGAGGGUGGGGGAGGCAGGGAGGGAGGGGCAGGGGGAGACAGAAUGCCAGGCCCCCAACGUGGACACAGAGAUGCACUUUCUUUCAUCUGAGACCUGAAGGCCAGCAGGGCAAACGUCUCAUUAUUUAUUUACAGUUGUGUGUGUCCGUUAGCUGAUGCCUGUCGUGAUCUCUGUUCCCAAUGUGUCAUGUGACUUCUGUAACUCAUGUAACAUGGCAGUCUUUUGUGUCUUUGUUCAGUUGUUUUUUACUGUCUGAUAUUCCUAUUCAUGAUGUUAAUAUGUAUUCCUAUGAAUUAUGUUAAUAUGUAUUCCUAUGAAUUAUGUUAAUAUGUAUUCCUAUGAAUUAGGUUAAUAUGUAUUCCUAAUCAUUAUACACAUUUUAUUUAUAUUCAUUAUGUUAAUCUUUAUUUCUAUUUUUGGUCUCUCGUCUAGAACAGGUAGUAUUUUAGUACUGUAAUACUGUACUACUCUAGUACUAUAAUACUGUA
Messenger RNA from Salvelinus fontinalis (brook trout), 2559 nucleotides. Its product is annotated as G-protein coupled receptor 54-like. Lineage: Eukaryota; Metazoa; Chordata; Actinopteri; Salmoniformes; Salmonidae. Gene Ontology annotation, cellular component: membrane. Gene Ontology annotation, molecular function: G protein-coupled peptide receptor activity. The record is from RefSeq and is a predicted model, not a curated record. The transcript is spliced from 7 exons. The coding region runs from base 1005 to 2168 and encodes 387 amino acids. Gene Ontology annotation, biological process: neuropeptide signaling pathway.